AUGCAGAGAGCAGCCACAAGGAAAUUCUCAUCUCUUCUUUUUGGCACCUCUCCUGAAGCUCCUUCUGGUGUCCCUGCAACUCGCCGCACCAUGCUUCAAUCAAUCAGCAACGCUAUUGACAUCACCCUCACAAAAGACAAAACGUAAAUUUUACAUAGAGCUUGCUUAUUUGGUGAAGACAUUGCAUUUGGUGGCGUUUUCCGUGUCGCUGAAGGCCUACGUCAAAAGCAUGGCGAAAAUCGUGUAUUUAACACCCCGCUCUGUGAACAAGGAAUCGCUGGCUUUGCUAUAGGAUUAUCAGCAAUCGGCAUUACGACGAUCGCUGAAAUCCAAUUCGCUGAUUAUAUAUUCCCAGCAUUUGACCAAAUUGUAAAUGAGGCUGCAAAAUAUAGAUACAGAUCAGGUGGGCAAUUUAACGUGGGCUCUUUGCUUAUAAGAGCUCCUUAUGGUGCAGUAGACCAUGGUGCCCUUUAUCACUCACAAAGCCCUGAAGCAUAUUUUGCUCACACUCCAGGACUGAAAGUUGUGAUUCCGAGAGGACCAAUCCAAGCGAAAGGACUUUUAUUAGCCAGCAUUAGGGACCAAAACCCAGUCCUCUUUUUCGAGCCGAAAAUGUUGUAUAGGUCUGCAGUUGCUGAUGUCCCUAAUGAAGACUAUGAAAUUCCUUUAGGUAAGGCUGAAAUUUUAAAGGAAGGGAAAGACAUUACCUUGAUUGGCUAUGGGCUGCAGCUUGUUCAUAUGGAAAAAGCUAUGAUAAGGGCUGAGAAAGAGCUAAAAAUUUCUUGCGAAUUGAUUGAUUUAAGGACUAUUAGCCCUCUUGACAGAGAAACUAUUAUAGAUAGCGUAAAGAAGACUGGUAGAGUUCUGAUUGCUCAUGAAGCACCUAAAUUUGGAGGGUUUGCUGGAGAAAUAGCGACGAUUAUCAAUGAGAACUGCUUCUUGCACUUAGAAGCGCCGAUUCAUAGGGUUUGUGGAUGGGAUACUCCAUUUCCUUUGGUAUUUGAAAAGAUGUAUUAUCCAGAUGAGCAUCGAAUUUUUGAAGGCAUCAAGUCUAUGCUAUUUUAAGCUGUAAUUUAUGUAGAAUUAAUACGAUUAUUGCUAUAUUAUAAUAAAUAUCACAUUAUUUACUGAAAAAAUUGCUAAAACUUAUAUUAUCAUAAUUUACAAUUAAUUUCUAG
Blepharisma stoltei is the source of this 1178-nucleotide messenger RNA. NCBI's taxonomy places the organism in Eukaryota, Ciliophora, Heterotrichea, Heterotrichida, Blepharismidae. The record is from the annotation of a GenBank genome assembly.